Molecule: messenger RNA, 1589 nt
Organism: Telopea speciosissima
Lineage: Eukaryota; Viridiplantae; Streptophyta; Magnoliopsida; Proteales; Proteaceae
Product: putative receptor-like protein kinase At4g00960
Exons: 6
Coding region: 28-1422 (464 amino acids)
Biological process (GO): protein phosphorylation
Molecular function (GO): ATP binding; protein kinase activity
Source: RefSeq, a predicted model, not a curated record
UAACUCAAUACUCAACCGACAACGAUUAUGAAACCGAAUAAACCAUCCAGUUUCUUGCAGAAUCUCAAGUGGCCUUUCAAAUCCCACUCUGGUAAAGAGUCACCGGAAGGAGAAGAUUUGGAGAAGCUCGCAGCACAGGAGCAGAAGCAAUUCUCUCUAGAAACCCUAAUUGCAGCAACCAGAGAUUUUCACUCCGACAAUAAGCUCGGGGAGGGUGGAUUCGGUCCUGUGUAUAAGGGUAAAUUGGUGGAUGGAAGAGAUAUUGCAGUGAAGAGGCUAUCGCACAGCUCAAAUCAAGGGAAGAAGGAGUUCGCGAACGAGGCUAAGCUACUGGCAAAGGUGCAGCAUAGGAACGUCGUGAACCUGUUGGGUUAUUGUGCCCACGAACCAGAGAAGCUUCUGGUCUACGAAUACGUCGCCAAUGAGAGCUUGGACAAACUUCUCUUCCAUGCAGGGAGGAGGGAAGAAUUGGAUUGGAAGAGAAGGUACGACGUGAUAGCAGGUGUGGCACGUGGAUUGCUAUAUCUGCAUGAAGACUCGCACAGCGUCAUAAUACACAGGGACAUCAAGGCCAGUAAUAUUCUUCUGGACGACAAGUGGGUCCCAAAGAUUGCGGACUUCGGUAUGGCCCGCCUCUACCCUGAGGAUGCGACCCACAUUAACACUCGUGUCGCAGGCACCAAUGGUUAUAUGGCACCGGAGUACUUGAUGCACGGACAGUUGUCGGUAAAGGCCGAUGUGUACAGCUAUGGUGUGGUGGUUUUAGAACUGAUCAGUGGCCAGAAGAACUCCACCUUCAACCGCGAUCCUGAUUGUCAGAACCUACUCGAUUGGGUAUGGAAGCAUUACAAGAAAGGUCGUAGUUUGGACAUCAUGCACCCAAUGUUAGCAUCAACUGCUGUGCCCGAACAAGUCACAAUGUGCAUACAAAUUGGAUUACUAUGCACACAAGGUGACCCUAAGUUACGACCAUCGAUGCGUCGAGUGGUGGUGAUGCUAUCAAAGAGACCCGGCACUACUCUUGAAGAGCCGAGCAGACCGGGCUAUCCUGGUUCUAGAUAUAGAAGAUCUCAUAGACCCCACGCCACCUCUUCAUCGGCGGCGGACGGUUCUUCCGGUGGUGGUGGUUCUUCCGAAGAUUUUUCCAAUACAUUUUCAUCAACGUCAUCCAUCAGAACAGCCACCACGUCUACUCCUACACGGGAGCCGAGCAGACUGGACAAUCCGGGUUCUAGACAUAGAAGAACUCACAGACCGCACGCUGCCUCUUCAUCGGCGGCCGGUUCUUCCAAUGGUGUUGGUUCAUCCAGAGAUUUCUCCUCCGACACAUUUCGAACGACAUCAACCACGAAAACAGACACCACAUCUCCUACCAGCCCGAAAUUACAUUCUUACGGGAAGCGUCCCAUGCAGCAAGAGUAGCCCUAACUUUUUGUGUAGAUUUUGCUACUUCUCUCCGUGUAUUAUAUAAGUCUAUGAGAGUAGGAUCAAUGCUUGUUUUGUCCAUUUUUAUUUUUCUUGUAAAUUUGAGUUCGCCAUAGGAAAAAUUAAUGAUAGUGGCCUUCAACUGUGAUUCUUUGAUUUGUGCU